Molecule: messenger RNA, 9450 nt
Organism: Spodoptera exigua (beet armyworm)
Lineage: Eukaryota; Metazoa; Arthropoda; Insecta; Lepidoptera; Noctuidae
Source: the annotation of a GenBank genome assembly
AUAUGAGCUGAUUAGCUGAUUUCGUGUGCUUGUGCGUCGCGAAGUUUGUGACUUGUGAGCGAGCAUGGAGCGAGCGAGCGAGUGCCUUCGUCAUCGUUUGCUGAAUUUUAAGUCAUAAAUUGCAGUGUAGGGUGCUAAAAUUAUGUUAACGAAGUGAAUAAUAAAAUUGGUGAUGUUGGGCUUAGGCUUAUUGUUAUUUCGCAAACAAACUGUUAAAGAACACAAUUUUGUAGUAAUCCGUCGAAAAUCGAGAAAGCUUCAAACGUGUUUGAAGCUUUCGUUUUUGCAUUAAUGGAACUAUGAACCUGGACCCUUUAACGUUUAGCUUAUCGCAAAUCAAUUAUCUCGUUGUAAAUUUAAGUAAGAAGAACUUCAAGCAGACGAAUCAAGAGUUAACUCAGCUGGUUAGCAUAUAUGGGCUGGAAGCAGAAAAUCAACUCUUGAGGUGCUUGCUCACUGAAGCAGCCAAGAAUUCUUGGGACACUGAUCGUCAAGCAAAUACUCCUAACAACAGCAUCCACGCGUCUUUGCUCGCACAGCACCUAGCGUCCUUGCUCAACCAUCCAGCCAAGUCGACAGUCAUUUGUCGGGCUGUAGAUCAACCCAACAGAACUCUACAGAAGAUAUUAAAACCAACAAAUACUUUACUGAAUCGCCUGUCAAGAUUGUUAAAGUUAACCACUGCUGAGGAUGUUGCCCUUUCUCUGGUUCUGAAGAGGAACUCGUCGAAAUCUGAAAUUGUAAACUUAUCCAAGCAACAUCUUAAAAAGAGAUUCUUAGAUCUCGUACAGUGUUACCUCGACGCAGAGCGCGGACAUCAAGUGGAGCGUGCCGGACUUCAGGAAUGCAGCCCUGAAGUGUUGCAAACUCUUCUGACUAAUCUCGCGCAUGAAAACUUUCGGUUAGCCGCAGUGACAAAAGACUUGUUUUUGAAUAAGUUGCGAGUUGAUUUUCCUCGCGAAGUAGUGCCCAUAGUGCUCGCGCCGCUACUUUACCCUGACGACACACAGACUCCUCUCGAGGAAAUGACUACAGCUGACGACAUGGCCGCAGCCAUGAUGGAUAACUCACUAGCUGAGAUCAUCCGAGACAUCGGCUACUCCUUCACCUCAUCGGUAGAGGAAUGCAAGAACAACAUGCUAAACUUUGGCGCUCGGGAGCCCACUGCAACAGAUGUGGCUAAAAUCAUAUCGACAAUUGUCAGAUACCACACAACCGUCCAAGAUGGACCACCUAUACAGACACCAGGGAACUUCUGGGUCGGCCACGACGUCAAGAAAGAACCCCUACCACAAGGACACGGAGAAUCAUGGAAUGCAGAAGUCUUAGUGCAAACACUAAAAGAACUCGCAUCUAACCUGAACUGGAAAGAGGUCAUUCUACAACUGGACCACCCCGAGUUUUUCGUACCUGAUCGGCAAGGACUCAGCUUGCUGUUCACGAUACUGCGACUCGGCCUACAAAGUGCGGGUUAUCCUUCGAACAUAUUCCCUGUAGAAUACUUGUGCCGGCGUUGGACGAAUUUAGAGGGGCAAAUGAGUCUCAUCACGAAUAUACUCAAGUAUCCCGAUAUCUUCAGCUUCGCCGAUCAUCCAUUCCACCCAGUAUCUAUUGACUUACUGAAAUCACCUCCGGAAGCAGACAACAAAGACGUGGCCACAUGGCGAUGUCUUUACCUGGUCGAGCUGUUGUUGUAUGCGUCAGAGCGAGGUUAUUACAUUCAAGUACAGGAACUAUUCAAGAUUCCUUUGCAAUACUGUCCUGAUGUUUUGAUGCUGGCUUUACUACAGAUUAGUCCACCAGUAAAUGUUGUCAGACAAGAGCUGUUCUCAACAUUGAUACCAAUAUUUUUGGGCAACCAUCCUAAUUCAGGAAUCAUCUUGCAUCAUGCUUGGCACAAUCAGAAUCCUAAUAUUAAGGCUGUCAUCAUGCAUUCAAUGGCAGAAUGGUACAUUCGUGGAGAUUGUGAUCAAUCAAAACUUUCAAGGAUCUUAGAUGUAGCACAGGAUUUGAAGGCAUUGUCAUUAUUACUAAACGUUCAAUCUUUUCCCUUCGUGAUCGAUUUAGCUUGUUUGGCGUCUCGAAGGGAAUAUCUGAAAUUAGACAAAUGGUUAACGGAUAAAAUCAGAGACCAUGGAGAAGCGUUCGUAUCCUCAAUGGUCAAAUUCUUACAAAGAAGAUGUCCACUCGUACUUGGCAAGGGACCAGAAGAACAACUACCGAAAGCAGCUCAACUACCACAUGAGACGAUUGCAACGAUGUUGGCUUGCUUGCAAUUAUGCAUUCCUAACGUACAACAAGAGCUGCAGGAGGCGAUCUGCAAUGUGAUUGCUAACUGUCAAACCCUCAUUCUAAGUAAGACUCGGCAGACUAUAGCCGGAAUCGCUCGGCCACACACCAGAGUGUUGGAGACGCCCUUCAACCCGGCGGGAUUAGGCGGACAGCUUUUCCCACCUCAUGUAGAUUCCAUCACUAAUUUGACUCCCAACGUUGCAAAUAUGACCCUAGGGGCCCCUGCAAAUACUGCGUUUGCAAUGACUGGUACACUGGGACCUUUAGUUACUACACCUGGAUCUCCGUCACGACUGAUGGGCGCCGGGCCAAAUAGCCCUUUCGCAAUGAUGCCAUUACAACAUAACGCGAACGUUGCCAACAUGGGACUGGCUAGAAUGGCUCCUGCUCCGGCAAUGGAUAAACCACGUAUUCCAGAUCCCAUUCAUUUCCCUGAGAUGAUGCACAAUGUCGCAAAAGAGAUUGAGGAUGAAGCAAACGGAUAUUUCCAAAGGAUUUAUAACCACCCUCCGCAUCCAACUCUUUCUAUAGACGAGGUGUUGGAUAUGCUAAAAAAGUUCCAGGAUUCACCAAACAAACGAGAGCGUGAAGUGUUCUCUUGUAUGCUACGGAACCUCUUUGAAGAAUACAAGUUCUUCCCUCAAUAUCCAGACAAAGAACUUCACAUUACAGCUCAGCUCUUCGGAGGUAUCAUCGAGAAAGGACUUGUGCCCAGCUAUGUUUCGCUCGGUCUAGCUUUGAGAUUCGUUCUCGACGCGUUGAGAAAACCGGAGGGUUCUAAAAUGUAUUACUUUGGAAUAGCAGCUUUGGAUAGAUUCAAGUCACGUCUGAAGGAUUAUCACAAAUACUGCGAACAUGUCAGAGCCAUUCCCCAUUUUAGCGAAUUCCCUCCGCAUCUCAUCGAAUAUGUAGAAUAUGGACUGCAGAGUCAAGAACCGCCUUCAAAGCCCCAGGGAGCUGUGUUACCUACAAGCCUCGCUGCGAUGCUGAACCAACCUCCAGUUGUAACUGCGACUGCUCCUUACAGAGCAACUCCAGCGAUUUCGGUGAUAUCGAAAGUCGCCAACUGCACGACCGGCGGCAUGGGAAGUCGGCCCUCGAUCGCGAACGCCACAAACAUUGACACGCUGCUCACGGCCACUGAUAGGGAAGAGAAGAUCAACGCUCCUCCUGAACCCAUACAAGACAAAACUGCUUUUAUUUUCAACAAUUUGAGUCAACUUAAUUUGCAAACUAAAUGCGAAGAACUCAAGGAAAUAAUCACGGAUGAAUAUUAUCCUUGGCUGUCACAAUAUUUAGUCAUGAAGAGAGCGUCUAUCGAGCUCAAUUUCCAUGCUUUAUAUUCCAAUUUCCUUGACGUUCUUAAAAUUCGAGAUGUCAACAAGAUGGUCACAAAAGAGACUUAUCGUAAUAUCAAAGUAUUAUUGCGCUCAGAUAAAGGCAUAGCAAACUUUUCUGAUCGUUCACUACUGAAGAAUCUCGGUCACUGGCUUGGCAUGCUGACAUUAGCGCGCAACCAGCCUAUUCUUCAUGUGGAUAUUGACCUCAAAGCCUUAGUGCUUGAAGCCUACCAUAAAGGUCAACAGGAACUUCUGUACGUGGUACCAUUUGUCGCCAAAGUCUUAGAAUCAUGCGCUAAAAGCAUCGUUUUCAAACCACCAAACCCCUGGACGAUGGCUUUGAUGAAUGUUCUUGCUGAAUUACACCAAGAACCCGAUCUAAAACUGAAUUUGAAGUUCGAAAUAGAAGUGCUAUGCAAGAAUCUGGGCUUGGACAUAGCUAAUCUAAAACCGGCUAUUUACUUGAAAGAUCCCGAAAAAGUCAGACAGAUUGAGUUCCAACUGUCUCAACCUAAACCAAGCAAGGAGGCGGCGGCAGUGGUACCAGUCAACCAGGCCAUAGUUCAAGCUCCACCAAUGCAGAUGAUGCCUCCGCAGCCUCCGAUGAUACCAACAGAUGACAUGACUGUCACCGCUCCGACGCCCACGAGCGGCCUGAUGGGCGACCCGAACCUUAUGGGAGUCAUCGGUCUUCCCGAACCCAGAUUCAAUUACUUGGACGUGAACGUCUCCUCUACAUCUGCAUUUGGUCAGAAGAUUUGCUUCAAUCCGCAUAUUCUCCUUUUCCAAAACUAUCCACACUUAAAACAGUUUGUCAAGCCCGCGAUCGAGAGGUCGAUUCAGGAAUGGAUCCACCCUGUGGUGGAUAGGUCAAUCAAGUAUGCUUUGACUACGUGUGAGCAAAUAAUAAGAAAAGAUUUCGCAUUGGACCCCGAUGAAGUAAGAAUGCGUACCUGCGCGCAUCACAUGAUGCGUAACCUGACCGCUGGCAUGGCGAUGAUCACGUGUCGCGAGCAGAUCAUUAGCACCAUCAGCACCAAUCUCAAGGGUGCUUUCGCUACCGCACUGAUGCCCUCCACACCCCAACAGAAGGAGGUAAUAGAAAGCGCAGCUGCUGUUCUAGCUACAGAAAACAUGGAGUUGGCGUGUGCGUUCAUCCAGAAGACUGCAGUUGAGAAGGCGCUGCCUGAGCUGGACAAGCGGCUACUCAGCGACUACGAGAUGCGUAAGCUGGCGCGGCAGGAAGGGCGACGGUACUACGAUCCCAUGGUCCUCUCGUACCAGACCGAGCGCUUGCCUGAGCGUGUCCGCCUCCGCGUCGGAGGGCCCACGGACGUCCAGAUCACUGUAUAUGAAGAGUUCGCAUGCAAUAUCCCUGGCUUUACGCCCGUACGCGACGUUGGCUUGUUCAUACCCAAGCCGUCAGCUCAGGAGCAAAUGUCUCAACUGUCGUUCAGCCAGGUCAUCAACCCGACCCAGGUGUAUGGCACAGACGAGAUGGGCGCGUUGAUUACCACUGCCGAAGUGUUCUUAGCGAACUGCCUCGGUGUCGCCUUCCUCGCGGUACAAGCCGCCAAUAUGCAUUCUCUACUCGAAUGCCUCUGCAUCGCAAGAAGAAACCGUGACUUUGUAUCUGGAUGCGCUUUACUGCAAAAGGCGGUGGAGGGUUUACUGGACGGGCACAUCGUGCAGCCGGGCGCCAAUAGCGAACACGUCGAAAUGAUGACUCGCUACCGGGACAUCCACCUCCGCGUGCUCAAGCUGCUGGAGGAUGCGCGAGUCUAUGGCCACGUGUGGACUACAAAACAGAUUACUUGCUGCCUCACUGAGUGCCGAGAGGAGCUGCGAUACAACGUCGAAGCUGUCGACUGCCUCAUCCGGAACCAUCUGAUCAACUUGCCCCAGUAUGACCUUGCCCUCGCGCAUAUGAUGGACAGCGGCAACAACUACAUGGCUGUUGCCUUUGCUAUGCAACUGGUCCAGCUUUACCUGGUCGAUGAUAGGAACAACAUUUACGUAAAUGAGUCCGACUUGUACCACACCACAGAGACCCUUGUCAGGGUCAUGUCACACUCCAGACAGCCCCCACCUGAAGGACUUGGCUCCUUAAUCGAAAUGCUCCGUGUGAACCAAGACCCUAGCGCAUACCUUGGAGAGAGGUCUCCAUUGGGCCCAACUGCGCAUAUCCACUCUGGAAUAUUACAAGUCCGGUCUCAAAAUUAUGACGACCCACCUGGCCUACAAGAGAAGACAGAGAAUCUUCUCCGAGAAUGGAGAAAUGUGCUUCUAAGCCCCUUGACCGAGAUUGAACUAGCACAGAAUUUCAACCUCUACGUUCACCGCAUGAACAUGAACGGAAUUCUGAAAUCGGACGACAUGAUCACGCGAUUCUUUAGGAUUGCGACACAGAUGUGUGUUGAGAAUGUAUACCAGCAGUUGAACGAAGACAGGAUGAACACACCACCUAUGCCCCCAAAGAGGGACAAGUAUUACGCCAUGUGUGAUUCGUUUAUCAAGCUGGUAUCCCUUCUAAUCAAGAACACUGCUGAUGGUGGUAAUCCAACUCCGAAACUGAACCUGUUGAACAAGAUCCUCGGGAUCAUUGCUGGAUGCCUGCUUCAAGACCACGAAGAGCACAGUACCAACUUCCAACAGCUGCCGUACCAUCGACUGCUGCUCAUUCUGUUCCUAGACAUGAACAUGGCUGAACCUGUUCUUGAAUCUAUGAACUACCAGGUUCUUACUGCAUUCUGCCAUACGCUGCGCAUCAUUCGCCCGAGCGUGGCGCCAGGUUUUGCCUACGCAUGGCUGGAGGUUGUCGCGCACCGUGCUUUCAUCAAUCGCGUUCUUGCUGUAACACCACAACAAAAAGGCUGGGGAAUGUACUCGACGCUCCUGAUCGACCUGUUCAAGUUUCUAGACCCGUUCCUACGCAACACAGAGUUGGCUACUCCCGUCAUGAUGCUGUACAAGGGCACGCUCAAAGUGCUUCUUGUGCUCCUUCACGACUUUCCUGAGUUCUUAUGUGACUACCACUACGGCUUCUGUGACGAAAUCCCUCCAAACUGCAUCCAAAUGAGGAAUCUCAUACUGUCCGCUUUCCCUCGCAACAUGCGUCUCCCUGACCCCUUCACUCCUAACCUGAAGGUGGACUUGCUAGCGGAGAUCACCCUGCCACCCCGCGCUGUCAUCAACUACGCUACUAUUAUCCCUGCAUCUCAGUUCAAGAAGGAUUUGGAUGCGUACCUGAAGGCUCGCGCCCCCGUCACUUUCUUGUCAGAGCUGAGAGGCAACAUGCAGGUGUUGAACGAGCCCGGCCGCCGGUAUAACUGCCAGCUGAUGAACGCCGUGGUGCUGUAUGUGGGCACGCAAGCCAUCGCGCACAUCAGGGCCAAGGGCCAGACUCCCAACAUGUCCACCAUUGCCCACUCCGCGCACAUGGAUAUUUUCCAGAACUUCACUGUCGAUUUCGACUUCGAAGGGCGGUACCUGUUCCUGAACGCUAUUGCGAACCAGCUGCGCUACCCGAACAGUCACACGCACUACUUCUCGUGCUGCCUGCUGUACUUGUUCGCGGAGGCCAACUCCGAGGCCGUGCAGGAGCAGAUCACCAGGAUGUUGCUCGAGCGACUCAUCGUGAACCGGCCGCACCCGUGGGGCCUGCUCAUCACCUUCAUCGAGCUCAUCAAAAACCCGAUUUACAAAUUUUGGUCUCAUGAGUUUGUGCAUUGCGCACCAGAGAUUGAAAAGCUCUUUGCGUCUGUGGCGCGAUCCUGCAUUGUAGACAAGACGGGUGCGGGAGGGGGGGAACGGGAGAUAGCCGAGUAGCGUCGCGCCAAUUGGGAGUCUCUCCGGCAUAAGCACAUGUAUAAAGGCUAUGCCGAGAAAGGCUUCCAAGGCGAGGCAGGACCUAGCCAGCCGCCGCAGCCACAGCCGUCCACUUCUGGCCAGCCCCCCAAGCAAGUGUUGCAGUGGAACAAACUCUUCCAAAAGAAGUAAAUCAGUGACGAACAAUUUAUUGUACAUAUUAUAAUUAUUGUAGUUGUGAACUCUUGUACAUUUAUAAAUUGAUUAUUGUCAUUACUCAAUCAGUCUGGUUAUUGUCUCAAAUAAUGACGGUUUUUAACUAUUGUAUUUAAAAUUUGUAUGCCUGAUUUAAAAAUAUCACGUCUAGUCGCAGUUUUAAAUAUACAUAUAUAUAUAAUAUCUGUAAACUAUAUUACCAACUAUGUAUCCAUUUUUACCAAGUUUUGGUAUAUAUUUGACGUAUUGUAAUUCGAAAAGACUUUGUCUGUGAAAUUGUAUAAUUCAUGUACUUUAAGAUUUUAGGUAUGGAUCAAUAAAUUAAUGUGAUUUCAAUAUGAUAUAUAUGUAAGUUCGAUGUACAUACGAACGAGGUAUACCGGGACGCUGGCUUGUACUCAUCGCUAAUGACACAUGAUCUUGACUCAAAUAUUCCUGAUAUGGACUGACUGCACCGUAGUUCGGACAUCGGAUGCUUCGACAAAAAACAUUAACGUGAUUUUACUAAAUUUUGUAACGUAGCAGGCUGUUGCCUUGUGACAAAAAUAGUGUAGCAUGCAUAUGGACUGAUUGCUGAGUGCCAGUAAUAAUAACGGACAAUCACUAGUUCGGUGGCCGAAUUAAAAUAAAAUUGUUGCGUGUAGUGCGCUUUGUUCUCGGGACGAGCAUCUUAUACUGUGCUACAAGUGUGUGGGUUCAAUAAGGACGAUAUCUCUUGCUGUUCACCUGCGUGUAUUGCACGUCGCACUAAAUGAUUAUAACGUGUGUACUGGACAAUUUAAAAUUUUUAAUAUUUCUUCUAUAUAGUAUCAGAACAAUAACCUCUUUAGAUUGCAUAAAUUUAGCAAUUCAAAAUUGUGUAAAUUUAGCAAUAAAAAUUGAAUUUUAAUUAUAAAUUCUAUAAUAAAUAAUUGAAAACUCGAAGUUACAUUAGUAGUGAAUUUGUUCACGUAUGAUUGAAAUAGGGUUAGGCGGUUCUAAGUGGAUAGUUGAUGGUGGACGUUUCAUAGUUGUGUAUGUAGUGCCCACUUGGCGUGCAACGGGUGGCUUAGGUACGUAGGUAAGAUUUACGCGGCGGUAUCACUCUAGUACGGUGUCCUGCGGGGCCGAUCUCGCGAUGGAUAAGCUGCAUUUUAAAUCCGUCUGCCGAUCGGACUCGCAGCACACCCAACUCACUUAUUUUAAGGCAAAUUACACUAAGUGACACAGAGCUAGCUCGUCGAAUUAAGUAAAUCGACUGAUUAAAAGUAACCGCUAAAUCGAUCGUUAGUUUUAAUGAAAGCAUGUAUCUUUAAUUCGACGUAUCUUGUAGAUUUUAUUAUAAUACCGGCGUGCCGCUAUGCUACUGUUGGUUUAAUUUUAUAACAUUUUAGUGGUAAUUAAAUAUUUAAUAAGUUUUGAUGAGCGUAAGUUCAUGUUGUAAAGUUUUUUAGGUGUGACUUGAACGUAAUAUAGUAAUGUACAGUCCGAUGCGGGUGGCGCGGUAUGCUCACCGUGAUCUCUGCCUCUCUGCCGGGCUAAACAUAUUAGAUUUAAUGCUUAAAAUAAAAGUUAAAUUUGCAUAAACAUAAGUCAAGUCAUGUAAUUACUUUUUCUAAAGAAUGUGUUUAACAAAAGUAUUUUUCCAUCAACUUGUUUUUAUUUACUACAACCCUAUAAACCCUUUGUGAUUGUAAUGAGGUUCGUUUUUAUAACUAGCAAAGCUAGACUUAGUUGUAAACACUGCAACAGAGCUCGGAACAAGGCAGCAUUGAUGAUUUGAGUACAUUUGUGAAAUAUAUAAUUAUAGAGCAUG